ACCUCCCUCUCACAACCCUCUAUAACAAUGAAGGCGCCCUCGAACCUACUUCUUCAUGCCUUUUGGCUGAGGCCUGGGCGUCCGCUAUGUCAGAUCCGCUCAAAAUCGCACUGGAUGCCCAGAGAGAAGUACGCCAAACUCACCAGUCUCGACAAGCUACACCGGCGCCAGAAAGCUGCGAUACGGAAAGAACGCGAAUUCAGCGAAGUGCGCGCUCAAAACAUGACCCUGGAGUCUGAGACUCAAAUUCCCAUGCAAUCACCGCCAUCAACACCCUCGCCUUCGACGAUCAUGUCACGACUAGCUGUCGUCUCACAUCUACCCUUUCAAAUCUCCCGGACACGGUCUGCGAAUCUGCCUGUGUAUGAAUCCACGAAGGCCGGAGGGUCCAAGCACAUUACAACAAUACGCAAGAUUACGGGCGACUUGAAUGAGCUGGCGGAUCAGGUUCGGAAAGCGCUCGAUUUGGAGCAGCAUAUCACAGACGUCCGGGGACGGCGGAAGGAGACGGUCGCGAUCAACUGGACCACUCGACAUGUCGUCGUGCGUGGAUGGAGGGGGCCUGAGAUCAAGAAGUGGGCCGAGUUAAACGGAUUUUGAAUGUUAUGAGCGCGGAGGCACGACUUCGUGCAAAAUGCAUUCAUUCAAUGGGAACAGAACGAGAAGGCUGGACCAGCAAAUCGGGCAAGCGUGACUCAGCGACCGCCAGUACGGGAUUCCCAAGCGCCUCCCCGCUGCAGAAGAGCCCGGGGCUGUUUAUGCUGCUGCCCGACAAUGUACAGUACGAAUGAGAGCAGUGCGGAAAGAUUUGCUCUUAGGACUUCAACCGCAUACACUUUAUACCAACCCUUUUCCAGCGCAAGGUGGGUGCGAUUGGUGACCUUAAUCAAUAGAAGCAGAUCGGCCCCAGCAGGCCGGAAAGCAUUCAAUGCAAAUUCUGCUACAACUCACUAAAAUCUCACCGUUCCAAGCCAAUGACUUCUCUUAGACUACAG
Exophiala xenobiotica is the source of this 995-nucleotide messenger RNA. RefSeq lists its product as uncharacterized. Lineage: Eukaryota; Fungi; Ascomycota; Eurotiomycetes; Chaetothyriales; Herpotrichiellaceae. Gene Ontology annotation, molecular function: structural constituent of ribosome. Gene Ontology annotation, biological process: translation. Bases 28 to 600 code for a protein of 190 amino acids. The transcript has 2 exons. Gene Ontology annotation, cellular component: mitochondrial large ribosomal subunit; ribosome. The record is from RefSeq and is a predicted model, not a curated record.